AGCAGCUCGGCGGCAGCCUCAGCAGCAGUAGCAGCAGCAGCAGAAGCCAGCGCGCCACCGAGCAGCAGCAAGGAGUCAGAGUAGAAUUGUAGGAUUGGAGCCGAGUGGGAACAGGAGUGGAGCUGGCCUGGGAGAGGAGCGGAUCCCUCCCAGCACCCUCAGGCCACACACUGCCAGCAAUCUUCCUGCCAGACCUCCUGAGAGGAGACAGGACAGCCAUCCCCAGGCUCCCCAGGAGGAAGCUCACUAUGGCUCUAGUCCCCUGGCCAUGCUGACAGCAGCCUGCAGCAAAUUUGGUGGCUCCAGUCCUCACUCAUCGACACUGGGAAAAGGAGGCACAAAGAAGCCAUACUCCUCUGAUCUUCCAGCCCCCAAAACCAUGGGGGAUGCCUACCCAGCUCCCUUUUCAAGCACCAAUGGGCUCCUCUCACCAGCAGGCAGUCCUCCAGCGCCAACCUCUGGCUAUGCCAAUGACUACCCACCCUUUUCCCACUCAUUCCCAGGGUCCACAGGCACCCAGGACCCUGGGCUACUAGUGCCAAAAGGGCACAGCUCUUCUGACUGCCUGCCUAGUGUCUACACCUCUCUGGACAUGGCACAUCCCUACAGCUCCUGGUACAAGGCGGGCAUCCAUGCAGGCAUCUCACCAGGCCCUGGCAACACACCUACUCCUUGGUGGGACAUGCACCCUGGGGGCAACUGGCUAGGUGGUGGGCAGGGCCAGGGUGAUGGUCUGCAAGGGACACUGCCCACAGGUCCUGCUCAGCCUCCCCUGAACCCCCAACUACCUACUUACCCAUCUGACUUUGCCCCCCUCAAUCCAGCCUCCUACCCCGCGCCCCACCUCCUACAACCAGGGCCCCAGCACGUCCUGCCCCAAGAUGUUUAUAAGCCCAAGGCAGUUGGUAACAGUGGGCAGCUGGAGGGGAGUGGUGGAGCCAAAAACCCCAGGGGUGCAGGCACAGGGGGCAGUAGCGGAUAUGGGGGCAGUGGGGCAGGGCGCUCGUCCUGCGACUGCCCCAAUUGCCAAGAGCUAGAGCGGCUGGGGGCAGCAGCGGCUGGGCUGCGGAAGAAGCCUAUUCACAGCUGCCACAUCCCUGGCUGCGGCAAGGUGUACGGCAAGGCGUCACAUCUGAAGGCCCACUUGCGCUGGCACACUGGGGAGAGGCCUUUCGUCUGCAACUGGCUCUUCUGCGGCAAGAGGUUCACCCGGUCGGAUGAGCUGGAGCGCCAUGUGCGCACUCAUACCCGGGAGAAGAAGUUCACCUGCCUGCUGUGCUCCAAGCGCUUUACCAGAAGCGACCACUUGAGCAAGCACCAGCGCACCCACGGCGAGCCAGGCCCGGGGCCACCGCCCAGUGGCCCUAAGGAGCUGGGGGAGGGCCGCAGCGUCGGGGAAGAGGAAGCCAGUCAGCCCCCACGACCAUCCACCUCGCCUGCACCCCCCGAGAAAGCCCCUGGAGGCAGCCCGGAGCACAGCAACUUGCUGGAGAUAUGAGCUAGGUGGAGGAAGGUCUCCAGCCCCAAGGCCCUCUUGCCAGCCUCUCUUGGUGCCGUGGACCACCGCUUGCCCCUCACUCUCCUAAGCAUGCUAUCCUUUGGGGCUCUCUCUACCUUGCUGCCUGACAAUCUCCUUGCAUGCCUCCUCAGCUUCCUUCCUUUUGCCGUGGGUCUUAGCCAAACUCAUCUCAGGCUCUCAUCAUCUGUGCCUAGAUCCUAUGCUCCGUUUUCCCGAGCUCUUCCUUCCCUGGCCCCUGCUCACAGCUUCUCUCAACUCACUUUCCUUUCUUUUGGGCUCCCAUCAUUUUCUCCUCCUCAACUCUGACAUACAUCCUUUCUACUUCCCAAGCUUACUCACCACUUCCCCUCAGCUUCCGGGCUGUCUUCCUAACUUCUUAUUCCACCGCUUCCAUCCUCAUCAACAUUUUUCUUUUUACAAACAUAAUGAUGAUGAUAAUUUAUUGCCCCCUGGUGGUCUUUUUAAUUAGGAACCAGAGUUAGGGAGACUGGGGUUAGUGACCCGGCUGCGAGCAGAGUACCAAGACGGGGGCAGACCAAUGGGGAUCUGAUCCCACAGAUAAGGGGACCCCAGGCCUGUGUAUUUAACCCUUAUGCACCAGGAGUAAAGAAUAAUAAUAAUAAUAAUAAUAAUAAUUCUAUUUAUCUAAGUUAUGAUGACGGGUCAGGUAGAGUGAGCUGGGGAGGGAAGGGGAUCCAUUUUUGCUAUGGAAAUUCUAGCCAAAUGCAUAUCUGUACAGACAAAGUGAUAGUGGAGAUCUUGUUUCUAUUAUCAAAGUCUCAGUGAGGUUUCUUUGUCAAUGGUUUUAAAAACUGGGUUGGUUAGUUAGACCUCUUUUAAAGAGUUGAGGGGGUAUCUCAGUUAGGAGAUCCCUAUAAUCCCAAGCCCCAGCCAGAAGCUGUGAAGCCUCAAGUCCUAAGGAGGGGGAAAGGACUGGAAUCUACCCCAACUCUCUUGACCUCUGAGCAGGUUCUUCCACUGCCCAUCCCCUCAGACCCUAUGACUUCAUCAGGCUAAUCCUCUGUUGUCAUGGUUAUGGAGAGCUUGCAGCUGCCAUCUUAAACAUGUUCUUUGAGGGAAGCCCACCUAACAGGAGGACUUUGGUUUGGAGGUGCCCCUCCUGAAGAAGAGGUGGGGAAGGCCUCCUCUGGGAUCAAAUUCCAGUAAAUCAAAUAUUUAUUGAAUGCCUACUCUGCAAGGCACUUUGCUAGGUCUGGUGCCUAAAAGCCUAUAAGCAAGAAUUUUUAGGACAGAGGUCCCUAAAUUAAUUUGGGGGUGCAGCCACAGGCCCCCAAAUCUGGGAGUUUCCACUCCACCUCCAGUGACUUUUAAAGCCGCUUUGUGCCUUUGCCUUUCCUGAGACUUUGGAUCCUCCUUUUCUGUCCCCGUCCUCUCAUGCCCCUCUGCUUGGGCAGAGGGUAACAUUGUGAAAGGGAAGGAAUCACCCCCCUCUUGGAAUCUUUCUUUUUUUUUU
Molecule: messenger RNA, 2993 nt
Organism: Nannospalax galili (Upper Galilee mountains blind mole rat)
Lineage: Eukaryota; Metazoa; Chordata; Mammalia; Rodentia; Spalacidae
Gene: Sp7
Product: Sp7 transcription factor
Exons: 2
Coding region: 269-1498 (409 amino acids)
Biological process (GO): regulation of transcription by RNA polymerase II
Molecular function (GO): RNA polymerase II cis-regulatory region sequence-specific DNA binding; DNA-binding transcription factor activity, RNA polymerase II-specific
Source: RefSeq, a predicted model, not a curated record